ACAGGUGUACGUGUACGGAGAGGGAGAUACAACCAGAUGUAUAAAAUACACUGAGGAGUGCAGGAUAAGGUAGGCGGUACUCGGUUAUUACCCUGUGGCAGUGGAGAUGGGGACCAAAGAGGAGAAUGACGGCAAGGAAUAUGGAGUUGAGCGGUUUGGCUGCAUCUCACUGGCAGAGAUGGAGAGCUAUUACAGAUACACCCAGUGCUGUCAACAGCUGCGUCGUAAGUAUGAAAUUUUGCAGACAGAUCUUCCUCUGUGUGCAGCACAAAUUGGCACUGAACUCCAGAAGCAGUUUGCCACCCUACCAGGGGGCCGCGGGACUGAUGGCAGCCCCAUCGUCAUCUUCCCAGAAUUCCCAACUUUCUGCGAACUGGAAGAGGAUGAGAUCAAAAAUGUGCUUUACUACCUCACAACAGUGCCCAGCAUUGCCACAUCAGGAGUAGGAUUCAUUCUAGUCAUCGACAGGCGACUGGACCGAUGGGCCGCUGUAAGGUCUACCCUGCAUCGAAUCGCAGGCGCCUUCCCAGCAACUGUCAACUUGGUUCUGGUGUUGCGUCCCACCACUUUGCUGCAGCGGGCGCUGUCAGACUUCCUCUUCAAGUACAACAAGGAUGAGUUCAAAAUGAAGGUGGUCAUGCUGAGUUCGGUGACCGAGCUCCAUGCCUACAUCGACCCUGGACAAUUAACCACGGAAUUGGGGGGCACGCAAGAAUACUGCCAUGAAAGCUGGAUUUCCCACCGCACUGCAAUUGAAGCGUUUGCUCUGAUGGUGAAGACGACGGCUCACACUCUGCAGGCCUUUGGCACCGAGCUUGCAGAAACGGAAAUGCCCAAUGAUGCUGAGGCCACCACUAGCCUGCUGGACUUGCAUUCUCAAAAGAAAGACAAAAUGAAGGAGGACCUACAGGUGUCGCAAUCUCAGGGCGCGCUUCUAUUGGAGUGCAUCAACGAGCCUUUUCGGACUGACGCGGAAUACCUAAUGACCCACGAUGAGCUGGAAAACCUCACCACUGUGCAGCGACUUCUGGGUCAGCUGGACGAGACCGAGACAGCAUUUGACGAUUUCUGGGAACGUCAUCGCUCCAAGCUGGAACAGUGUUUGCAACUUCGAAGUUUUGAGCAGCACUUCCGUGAAGUGCGCUGCCAACUUGAUGCCACGUCGGAACGGUUGUGCGGUUUCUCAGAGGUCAGCGUAAAUCCUGUCCAUGCCGAGCACGUCCUCCGUGAGCUCAGCAGUCAUGAGGAAAAGGCCCGUGACGUCCUGGACUACGCCCUGUCACUUGCCAGCGAAGGCGACGGACUGAUGGAGAACGCUCAUUAUGCGGAGGACUCCAUUCGGCCGAAGUGCUGUGAGCUGAGGGCAGUGUGUGAGGAGAUCAGUUCAACUCUGAGGGACAAAAAGAGCUUUCUUCUCACAGCGAUGGAGCUCCACCAUGCCCUGGAGAAGGCCACCCGUUGGUGCGAAGAGGGGAUUUAUCUGCUGGCGAGCCAGCCAGUGGAUCGAUGUCAGUCUCAAGAUGGGGCUGAAGCUGCUCUCCAAGAAUUGGAACGAUACCUGGAAACCGCGCCGCUUCACACCGUCAUUGACUGCAGCGCCAUCUGCUGCCAAUAUGAAGCGGUGCUCACUACUCAACUCAGGGACCAGGUAGAGAGAGUUUUCCAGAAGCAAAGCUCUGUCCAGGAGAUGUUUGAGAAGAGACGCGUCAGCCUGAAAAAACUUGCCGCUAAACAGACACGACCAGUUCAGCCAGUGGCUCCAAGACCUGAAGUCAAGUCUCCACAGGCAUCUCCCAAUCAACAGAGAAAAGAGAGGAGAUACUCGGCAGAUAGUGCCCUCUGCAGAAAGGUUGAGUCUCCCGUAUCCAAUGGUGGCACCAGACACGCCUCCUUGUCCGAGGAAGACGAAAACCUGGCUGUGCUGCGACGUCACGUGAUGAAUGAACUGCUGGAGACCGAGAGAGCAUACGUGGAGGAGCUUCUGUGCGUUUUAGAGGGCUAUGCGGCAGAGAUGGACAACCCCUCCAUGGCUCACCUCAUUCCCAGUAUGCUGCUGAAUAAGAAGGAUAUCCUGUUUGGGAACAUGUCAGAAAUCUACGAGUUUCACAAGAGGACAUUUCUGAAGGAUCUAGAGGCUUACACGAACUGCCCCGAACUUGUGGGUCGCUGCUUCUUAGAAAGAAUGAAGGACCUACAGAUCUACGAGGCUUACUGCCAAAAUAAACCUCGCUCUGAGAGUUUAUGGCGGCAGUGCUCGGAUUGCGCCUUCUUCCAGGAGUGUCAGAAGAAGUUGGAUCAUAAACUUGGAUUGGACUCCUACCUCCUUAAACCCGUCCAGAGAAUCACCAAGUACCAGCUGCUGCUGAAGGAGCUAUUAAAGUACAGUAAAGGUUGUGAUGGCUGUGACGACCUCCAGGAAGCUCUCACCUCCAUUUUGGGCAUCCUGAAAGCUGUUAACGACUCCAUGCACCUUAUUGCCAUCACGGGAUAUGAGGGUAACCUCUCAGAGCUGGGUCGUUUGUUGAUGCAAGGGUCCUUUAGCGUGUGGACAGAGCACAAGAAAGGACAUGCCAAGGUCAAGGACCUGGCCAGGUUUAAGCCCAUGCAGAGGCAUCUGUUCUUGCAUGAGAAGGCCCUGCUCUUUUGCAAGAAGAGGGAGGAGAAUGGCGAGGGAUAUGAAAAAGCUCCAUCUUACAGCUUCAAACACUCUCUCAAUAUGAGUGCAGUGGGAAUUACAGAGAGCGCUAAAGGAGACAACAAGAAGUUUGAGGUUUGGUGUAAUUCACGAGAGGAAGUUUUUAUUGUCCAGGCUCCAACGCCUGAGAUCAAAACAUCGUGGGUGAACGAGAUCCGCAAAGUUCUCACCCAACAGCUGAAAGCCUGCAGAGAUGCCAGCCAGCAGAAGAGCUUCGACUCCCCAAACCACACCACCAACUCCUCCGUCUCGCUCAGCCCCUUUCGGAGCAACAGUCAAAAGAGCCAAAAAAAGCAGGAGGAAAAGAAGGCGGAGGCGAUCGCUGUGUCCGACAACUCUUUGCCGGCCAAACACAAAGAUGAGACGGUGACAAUUCCAACCGCGGACAGGUCGUCACUGACUAAAAAGCGUUUUACUUUGCAGGGCUUCAGCACUCUCAAGAGUCCGAAAGGCUCGGGCAUGAGCCCAGAGCACAGUGCCAAGCGCCACUUGGUCAAGAGCGACCCGACUCCAUUUGGGUCCAAAGCCUCUCACAUCAGUCUGUGCAAAGUCAAAUGGGCCAGCGCCUCUAGUCUGUUACAGAACAAGCCGCGAGGCUCGACCAAAUUGUCGCUCUCAGUGGAUGCCUCUGAGGAGAAUGAUGGCUACUCCAGUGGCGAGGAGCCUUUGAACUCUGACACUGAGUAUGAUGCAGUACAGAAGCUGAUUCCAGGGAGAUACACAGUGGUAGCAGACUCUGAGAAGGCGGGACCUCAGGAGUUGUCAGUCAAGAGCGGAGAUGUGGUGCAGCUCAUCCGAGAGGGAGAGGAGGGCCAGUGGUUUGUGAGGAACCUUCGCAGCAGCAAGGAGGGCUGGAUGGCACAUGCAAACCUGCUUGGCUUAAUCGCUGAGUCCAAGUCAUCUCAGUCACUCAGCAGCUCAGAUGACAGUGUCUCUGGAAAUCUUAGCACUUCCUCCAGCUGCAGUGAAACCUACACCAGCUUCUCAGACAUCAAACCCUGACCUUUCCACCAGCACCACAGAAAACCAAGUGUUGCGACAUCAGCCAUCGUCACCAGUGUUUCAGCUGAGUGUUACAUGCUAAUGACAGUCUCUAUGUGUUCACCUAUGUAGCAUUAAUGUGGACACAUCUCAAGAAUGUCUGCAUGAGAGUUUUUUUGGGUGUACCUCUGGCAGUGAGUCACUGCGAACACAGUUCAGAAGCGGCAUUUAGUGUCCCGUGUUGAUCAACACUGUGACCACUGGCAUGGAGCUGCUACCAGCAUAUGCUGCCCUGCAGCUCAAGGGCAUGAAGAGUCCUCAAAACUAAAAUCCGAAUCGGCUUCUCUGAGAUGUGCAGCUGUUGCCAUGAAUAUUGAAUGCCACACUGCUGGACUCAUCAGCACCAUCUGGUGGUCAGACCCCUCUCUACCUUCCACCCAGUAAUCCGAGAGGAUGUGGACCUUGUUCCUUUGAGAGCGCUCGCCGGGCUCGCCUCUCAGCUGCUCGGGAUUAACCUCUGAGGCAACACGGGGCCGGCAGGUGUGACUACAUUCCAGCUCCACUUGGAUUUAAAUCUUUAGUGUACACAUUCCUGCACAUCUACACGCAAAUAUGUUUUUCUGAACAAAUUGUACAUGCUUGCGUCACAGACCCAAAACACCAAAUUGAAAUGCACAGCUUCUUUAAGUACACUCAAGAAAUUGUUUCAGAUUUUGCUUAUCUAUUUCCGGUUUACCCUUACAAACAGGCAAUAUAUAAAAUCAGGCUUUGUCCCAUUGUGCUGCUCCCAGCCCAACUAUGGCAUGUGUCGGUAGUCAAUUGUCUCCAAGCAACUAGACCAAGACCGGCUCAGCUUGUUUGUUCCAUCUGCCUCCCAACCAUCUACUUUCUUGACGAUACAGUCCUGGCAUAUGCUAGCUGAUGGACAGGUGCAAACAAAAUAUUAAUUUAUGUUUGAGAGUCACAUCAAGAACGGCACUAACAUGGGUCCGAAGAAGCUGGUUAUGAUGCACCUCACCUUUCGGCAAGCGCCGUGAGAAACAAAAGGAACCUUUGCUACCAUCGACAAUGAUUCAUUUUAUACGGUCAACCAUUUUUUACAACCCUCUAUUUUUACUGUCCUCACAUGGUUGUUAACAAUUCAUGUUAUGUGGCGUGCCUCAAUUCAUUGCAGCUCACCGAUGUAGUAAAAUUAGCCCCACCUGUUCAUUUCUUGGAAUCAGGUGUAUUUUCUUGUGACAAUUCAGUGUGACAUUUGUCAGCGCUCUAAAUAAUCCUCACCGUUUUUGUUGAAAAUCAUAUGAAGCUAUUUUUUCCCCCUCAGUCCAAUGUAGUUGUCCAGCACAGAAUGCAUGUUGUCCCUGUGGAAAUGCACAGCAAAUCUCAAACUGUGUCUGUGACCGUGUUUUGCUCAUUCUAAUAGAGAAAUGUCUGUCUUGUACUGUAUUCUGUCAAAUACCUCACCUAAUUCUCUACAGCUUGCGAUUCAUGAAGAGAAUAUUUUUUUGUUAGUCUCUCCCCGAGAAAACAUUUCAGCAGUCAUUGUCGUGUAUUUGGAGUGUUUAUUUUCUGCCCUCAUAUGAAAGCUGACGCAGGCACACGUCAUUAGUGUUUGAUCACGGUCACACAAUUAUUUGUACUGUCAACACGCUGGCUGGAGAGAGAUUUUGUUUAUAUUUUGUACUUUCUUUUUACACUGCACAUUACAGCAACCACAGUCUUUAUUUUCGUACUGUAUAUCUACCAAUUAUGGUAUUGAUAUUAAGCUAUUAUAUCUGUAUAUUUGUAAAUAUGUAAGUCUGUAUUGUAUGUAAAAUCAAAAGCAGCUUUAAUAAACUCAGAUGGUUUCCUUUA
This is a messenger RNA of Hippocampus zosterae (dwarf seahorse), 5530 nucleotides long. It is a transcript of the gene mcf2la, whose product is annotated as mcf.2 cell line derived transforming sequence-like a. Gene Ontology annotation, cellular component: extrinsic component of membrane; cytoplasm. Gene Ontology annotation, biological process: intracellular signal transduction; positive regulation of Rho protein signal transduction. Lineage: Eukaryota; Metazoa; Chordata; Actinopteri; Syngnathiformes; Syngnathidae. Gene Ontology annotation, molecular function: protein binding; guanyl-nucleotide exchange factor activity. The coding region runs from base 107 to 3697 and encodes 1196 amino acids. The record is from RefSeq and is a predicted model, not a curated record. The transcript is spliced from 33 exons.